Molecule: messenger RNA, 1132 nt
Organism: Opisthocomus hoazin
Lineage: Eukaryota; Metazoa; Chordata; Aves; Opisthocomiformes; Opisthocomidae
Source: RefSeq, a predicted model, not a curated record
AUGGCGGCGCACGUUUGCUCCGGGCCUGGAAGAGGAGCCGAAGCCAGGAGCGAUGGAGGGGGAGCAGCUAUUGAGCAUCCCUGCUAACGAGGGAUGGCCCCGGGCUCGCAGAGGGUGCUGGAUAAGACGUCGCCCGUCCGCAAGAGCAGCCUGCGGACAGACGAUACCUUCGAGAGCAUCAGCGAGCUGGGGAGCCUGGAGCUGAUGAGCAGAGACCUGGGCUUGGCCCCCUAUGGCCCCUUGAAGAAAUCCAUCUCGGCCGACUCGCUCAGCUCCAUCUCCUCCAUUGGGAACAACUUUGGGCAGGAUUUCACGGUGGGGCAGGUGGAGGUGUCCAUGGAGUAUGACGGGAAGGCAGCCACCUUGCACGUGACGCUGCUGCAGGGCAAGGACCUGCUGGAGAAGGAGGACGCUCGCUUCGAGUCCUGCUUCAUGCGCAUCAGCCUGCUCCCGCCUGAGCAGAUCGUCGGCAUCUCCCGGAUCCAGCGGAGCGCCUACGCCGUGGCCUUUGACGAGCACUUCUCCAUCCCGCUGGACCCGUCGGCGCUGGAGGAGAACAGCCUGCGCUUCUCCGUCUUUGGCAUCGACGAGGACGAGAGGAACGUCAGCACUGGCGUGGCCGAGCUCAAGCUCUCUGACCUAGACCUGGCCAUGCGUCCCUUCAGCGCCUGGCUCUACCUGCAGGACAUGAACAAGGCGGUGGACACGGUAGGGGAGAUCCUGCUCUCCCUGAGCUACCUGCCCACAGCUGAGCGCCUGACGGUGGUGGUGGUCAAAGCCAAGAACCUUGUGUGGACCAAUGGCAAAGUGACCGCAGAUCCCUUCAUCAAGGUGUACCUGCUGCAGGAUGGGAGGAAGAUCAGCAAGAAGAAGACAGCGGUGAAGAGGGACGACGCCAACCCCGUGUUCAACGAGGCCAUGAUUUUCUCGGUGCCGGCCAUCGUGCUCCAGGACCUGUCCCUGCGGGUGACGGUGGCUGAGUGCGGUGAGGACGGCCGCGCCGACAACACAGGCCAUGUCCUCAUUGGCCCGGCGGCCAGCGGGAUGGGCAUCACGCACUGGAACCAGAUGCUGGCCACGCUGAGGAAGCCUGUCUCCAUGUGGCACCCGCUCCGGCGAAACUAGGCUGCUG